CUUAUUGAAUAUCUUUUUACUUCCAGAAAAUGGCUCUGAAAGGAUUAACAGUUUUGGAGUUUGCUGGCUUGGCACCAGCUCCAUUCUGUGGAAUGAUUAUGGCAGAUUUUGGAGCCAGAGUGAUUAGAAUAGACCGUCCUCAACCUCAGUAUUCAAAUGAUAUGUUGGGUCGUGGCAAAGAAUCAAUAUGUGUUGACAUCAAGAAACCCAGUGGAACGCAAAUAAUCAAAAGAUUGUGUCAGAUGUCUGAUGUCCUCAUUGAACCUUUCCGAACAGGGGUCAUGGAAAAACAUGGUUUGGGACCUGACAGUUUAUUGUCUGUUAAUCCAAGAUUGAUUUAUACCAGACUUUCUGGCUUUGGACAGAAUGGCUCUUUGGCACGAAGAGUAGGACAUGACAUCAAUUUUCUUGCCAUAUCUGGUUUAUUAUCAAUACUGGGCCGUGCAAAUGAACGACCCCAUGCACCUAUUAAUCUCUUGGGUGACUUUGCUGGAGGAAGCCUGCUGAGUGUAAUAGGAAUUCUGACUGCUCUUCAUUACCGUUCUCAAACUGGUCAAGGCCAAGUGGUUGAUAAUAAUAUGACUGCAGGGGCAGCAUACCUUGGGAGCUGGGUAUGGAAGUCUCAAAAGUUACCCCUAGUGUGGGGCAAAUCUAAAGGGGAAAACCUCUUAGAUGGUGGUGCUGCAUAUUAUGAUACUUACGAGACAUCUGAUGGCAAAUACAUGGCAGUUGGGGCUUUGGAGCCACUUUUUUAUUCCAAUCUUCUUAAAGUUUUGGAACUUGAUGAAAAUGACUACCCACAGUACUGUGGUGACCAGGAAUACAUUCGAAAGGCAUUGAAAGAAAAUUUUUUGAAUCAAACGCAGAAAUAUUGGAUUGAUAAAUUUGAAAAUAUUGAUGCAUGCUGUACUCCUGUGUGGAGUCUGCAAGAAGCUGCAGUUGACUUACAUAAUAAGGCAAACAAAUCAUUUAUGAUUGAUUCUGAUGGCAAUUCCAUACCUUCACCAUCUCCUCUCUUGUCCAAGUCACCAGCAUUUACGUCUGCUAGAGAGGACCCUAUCAUUGGUGAACACACACACAAGAUUUUAAAAGAAAUCAAUUUUACAGAAGAAAAUAUCAAGGAAUUGAUUUCAACUACAGUUGUGAUACAAAACUCACCUCUGAAUUCUAAACUUUAAUUUCUCUUUUUAAUAGGUGAAGAAUUCUGCAGUCACCAUUAAAGCAUCAGAAAGAGAAAAGUCACAUAGUAUUUGUUCCAGUUUUUAUAUUCCAAGUUCAAAUCCCAGUGACCUUAGCUUUGCCUUUAAUCUCUCUGGGAUUGAUCUAAAACAAUGAUAAUCUAGAGAAGUAGUUCUCAAUGUUUUUGACAUUGUGCCUCAUUGGUGAUCAAAGAACUGCUGCUGCAUUUCGUAUGUAAAGUAUUUUUUUUUUAAAAACCUAUUGCUAACCUUAUUUUUAUGAAUCAUACAUAUAUUUAACAAAAAUUAUGAUUUAACACAUUUUCUUGAGACACUGAAGUAGUAAUUUGGAUUUUGUGACAAAUUCAAUUUUACUUUUAAACUCUGUGGUGCAUUUAGCUCUCUGUGAGGCACCAGUGCACUACCGUUCUAGAGUAUAUUCUGGUUUCUAUUAAUGUCUAAACAAAUCAGGCUAUGAUUCUCUAUUGUUGAAAUUCUUCCCAAUUCAUUUCUUCAGCCCAGUUUUUUUUUUGUUUUUACCAUUGUUUGUGAAGUUUGUCUCUAUCCCAACCUUGAAAACUCUUUCAAAUGAAAAAAAUAUUUUGUUAUAAUUUUAUCAAGAAUAUACUUAAAUAUAUUUUCACAGUU
This is a messenger RNA of Octopus bimaculoides (California two-spot octopus), 1826 nucleotides long. RefSeq names its product alpha-methylacyl-CoA racemase. Gene Ontology annotation, molecular function: alpha-methylacyl-CoA racemase activity. Gene Ontology annotation, biological process: bile acid metabolic process. The record is from RefSeq and is a predicted model, not a curated record. NCBI's taxonomy places the organism in Eukaryota, Metazoa, Mollusca, Cephalopoda, Octopoda, Octopodidae. Gene Ontology annotation, cellular component: mitochondrion.